Castor canadensis (American beaver) is the source of this 948-nucleotide messenger RNA. RefSeq names its product olfactory receptor 10T2-like. NCBI's taxonomy places the organism in Eukaryota, Metazoa, Chordata, Mammalia, Rodentia, Castoridae. The record is from RefSeq and is a predicted model, not a curated record. Gene Ontology annotation, molecular function: olfactory receptor activity; G protein-coupled receptor activity. Gene Ontology annotation, cellular component: membrane. Gene Ontology annotation, biological process: G protein-coupled receptor signaling pathway.
AUGAGCAAUCACACUGCAGUGAGCACAUUUCUUCUGUGGGGGUUUUCCAGUUUUCCACAAUUGCGGAAUCUACUCCUUGUUGUGAUUUUCUUCUCCCAUGUGACCAUCCUGGUUGCAAAUGUGUCCAUAAUGGUGGCCAUCAAGCUGAGUCACAACCUUCACACCCCCAUGUACUAUUUCCUCUUUGGCCUGUCCUUUUCAGAAACCUGCACCACUAUGGUAAUCCUCCCCCGCAUGUUAGUGGACUUGCUGUCUGAGAGUAAGACCAUUUCUCUUCCUGAGUGUGCCACACAGAUGUUUUUCUUCUUUGGUUUGGCAGCUAAUAACUGUUUCAUCUUGUCUGCCAUGUCUUACGACCGUUACUCUGCCAUCCACAGCCCACUGCAUUAUCCAGUCUUGAUGACAAGGAAGAUCUGCUUUCAGCUCAUGGUGUCCUCUUGUGUGGUUGGGUUUUUUGUUUCUUUGUGCAUUGUCAUCAUAGUUUUCAACUUGUCUUUUUGCAACUCCAACAUUAUUCAGCACUUUUUUUGUGACAUUGCACCUGUGGUCUCCCUUGCCUGUAAUUAUACUUUUUUUCAGAAAGUGGUUCUCCUUAUAUUCACUUCCUUUGUGUUGGUGGGCAGCUUUAUUUUAAUCAUGAUUUCCUAUGUCUUUAUUGUGUCUAUAGUUGUGAAGAUGCCAUCUGCAAAGGGAAGGUAUAAGACCUUUUCAACUUGCUCUUCUCACUUCACUGUGGUGUUUAUUCAUUAUGGAUUUGCUUGCUUUGUCUAUUUGAGGCCCAAGAACAGUGACUCAUUCAGUGAAGAUACACUGAUGGCUGUGACAUACACAGUGCUGACACCUCUACUUAAUCCCAUCGUUUAUAGUCUAAGGAACAAAGAAAUGAAGACAGCCCUCAGGAAAGUCUUGGGCAGCACCAUUAGGUUUUUUCCCUCAAGUGGUAAAUAG